AUGGCGACAAUCGAUAAGUCUUGGACCAAAAUCAGAAAUCGUGGUUGCCAUGAAUUUUGGAAUGGUCUACAAGCCUUUUCAGCAAUGGCAUCAGAACAUAAGGAUUGUGAUGGAAGAAUUCGAUGUCCUUGUGUGAGAUGUAUAAAUAGUAGGUUUGAAAAAAUAGAUAGGGUUAGAGCAUACGUAUUUGAUCGAGGUUUUAUGCAAGGAUAUGAGAAGUGGAUUUAUCACGGGGAGCUUGAGGAUGCUAUCGAUGAUGUAGCAGUUGGUGAUGUUGAAUCAGAGGAUGAAAUGAUUCCUAUUCUAGAAGACUUCUUUCCCUCGACAACAGAGGAUGUACAAGGUGAAGAUGAACAACCAACCACAAGCCCACAUUUUGAUGACUUAUUUGAGGAAAUUGAAGCUGAAUUGUAUCCCGAUUGUGAUUGGAUUUCGUCUCUCAAAUUUUUAGCAAAGCUAUUGCAUUUAAAAGUUAGAGGAAAAAUUCCUAAUAACAUCUUUGAAGAAUUGUUGAAGCUGUUAAAAUUUGCAUUUCCGAAGGAAAAUAAUAUUCCAGCAACAUACUACGAGGCAAAAAAGAGAUUGAAGAAAUUAGGCUUGGGUUAUGACUCUAUCCAUGUCUGUUUGUAUAAUUGUUGCUUAUUUUAUAAGGAGAAUGCAUCCAAGGAGGCUUGUCCAAUUUGUGGAACUAGUCGUUGGGUUAAUUCCGAGAACGACAAAGCAAAAAAAGUUCCUUGCAAAGUCAUGCGAUACUUUCCGUUGACACCUCGAAUUAAAAGAUUAUAUAGUUCGAGAAUUACAGCGAAGAGCAUGAUAUGGCAUCAUACUGGAAAAUCAAAAGAUGAUGGGGUGUUGCGACACCCGGUCGAUGGUCUCGCUUGGAAAGACUUUGAUGCAAAACAUCGUGAGUUUGCAAGGGACCCAAGAAAUGUUCGACUAGGGUUAGCUGCUGCUGGAUUUAAUCCAUUUGGCAACAUGAGUCUUGCAUACAGCAUGUGGCCAGUGGUGUUGGCUAACUAUAAUCUACCACCUUGGUUAUGUAUGAAAGAUAAUUAUUUUUUGCUAUCUACCCUAAUUCCUGGUGCAAAAUCUCCUGGUAAAGACAUGGAUAUAUUUUUAAGACCUUUGGUGGAUGAAUUAAAGGAGUUGUGGAAUAAUGGGGUACCAACGAGAGAUAGUUUGACCAACUCGAUGUUCACCAUGCGUGCUGCGCUUUUGUGGACAGUGAAUGAUUUUCCUGCUCGUAGUAGCUUGUCUGGGUGGAGUGGUCAAGGUUAUAAAGCUUGA
Molecule: messenger RNA, 1287 nt
Organism: Cannabis sativa
Lineage: Eukaryota; Viridiplantae; Streptophyta; Magnoliopsida; Rosales; Cannabaceae
Exons: 1
Coding region: 1-1287 (428 amino acids)
Source: RefSeq, a predicted model, not a curated record